CCUGACCUCUGCAGAAGCAUCCAAUUGCACCAAGUCUGGCUAGACAGACAGAAGCGCACAGCAAAUGCCAGGUAAGGCCCCGCCCCCUUACCUAGGGGUAUAAUAAUGGUUGCAGCUCUGCUAUUCUCCAGUUGACAUUCGCUUCUCGCGAUCUCUGCAUUGACACAGUUCGGUUGGAUUACGCUGCUCACCUUCGUGUCUUCAGGAGGACAUAUCGAUUGAUCAGCCUCCGCCAGACGUGACUGUCGUCUUCUCAGCCUCCUGCUGUGUUCUGCAUUCAGGGCCGCCCGCACUCUCGUCGUUUCACCUGCUCCCACGGCUGCCCGCCACGGAUUUUUCCGAUUUCCUCUCCGGUAUGUCGCUUUCCAAAUCUACCGCUUCUCCGGGCAAUAGCCUAUCACGGGCCUGCCCGGCAGCGUGUGGAGCACUCAUCGCUGCUAAGGACCUUCACCCGUUCUGCGUGGUUUGCUUGGGCCUUAAACACGCUCAAGAAGCCUUGGAGAACAUGGAAAAUUGCAGUCAUUGCCUUAAGCUGCCCAAAAAGCUUUUACGACGCAGUCUUAAAGUUGCAGUGGCCCUGUGCGCCAAGCUCAGCUUUUCUGACUCAGAUGGGGGACACGGUGACGACGACGCGCUACCGGGGGACUCCCAGGGCUACUCAUCACUUGUUUGGGCUGACCAACCCAAUCCCGCAUUCUCCGAAGAGGACAUCUUCGCGGGCAACCUCAUGCUUACCGACGAACCGGCCGGUUCCGGCGAUAAGGAUGAUGCAGCCCUUCUCGGGGUCUCAGAGGACGAGGAGGCCAUCCUGCCCUCUGGCGUUCCCCAGGCUAGCGGCCACGCAGCUCUGCCUCAGUCCAUCCUCCUGGAAGUUUGUGAGCGAGCGGCCGCUCGCCUCAACAUUGAGUGGCCGGCUCCACAGAGCGCCACCGACCAGGAGAGGGAUAUUUACGACAGAAAAGUGUUGGAACCUCCUCCCGGUCCAAGGAAACAACUCUUCCCUGCCGCAUACAAGUCCUCGGCCUUGGCUGUCAGGGCCCUGAACUUCUCAUCUCUCCUCUCCGCUUACCAGGCAGAGAUUUUGGACGAAUUAGGGCAACAGCUAGAAAAGGGAACUCCUUCUCUACCCUUGUGGAAGGGGAUCCUCACGGUGAACGACCUCGUCCUUCGUAACGCUUGGCAGGCCGUCCAAGCCUGCGGGCGCUCUAUGGCGCUUUCUGUGGUGGGAGAGCACGUGCUCUGGCUUAACCUGUCAGGCCUUCCUGACAGUGAGAAGCGGCGCAUCGCAUUGAUGCAACAACGGUGUGACGACAAUAAAAAGAAGGAGGAUGAGGCCUUCAAGUUAUGUCUUCCUAGGAAGGCGGCCCCACGCCAGACACCCCCUGCGCGUUUGCCUAACACUCCUGCCAUGGGACAACACUUCCACCAGGGCAAGGAAAGGCCCCGCAACAAACCCCCUCCACGGCAGAAAAACCCACUGCCUGCUAAGCACUGGGGAAAAUCGACUCCCGCCGUGGCCGCGGCUGGAAGACCAUCUAACCCUACCCCCAUCGACUCUAAACGUAAGCGGCCUGCCUGAUGUUCGAUUGAUGGGGGCAUCGAGUCCGCGUUCACAGGCCACGAGCCCUUCGGACUCUCUCCCUGUCCCAGGACCCCGUUCAAAAGACGCAGGGUCUCCCGCAGAUGGAUCGGUUCCUCUCCGUUCAAGGCUGCCCAGCCCAUGUGUUUAAUGAACGUUGUGUGUUCCCCCCUCAUGUUCAGGGGGUCUGUUGUGAGGAAAAGUGCAAAAGCAGUGUCACCACACCGCAUACACUCUGUUCCCCUCACCCAACCAAUAAAGGCUUCAGCCCCAGUGUUUCCCCAACACAAAA
Molecule: messenger RNA, 1871 nt
Organism: Carassius carassius (crucian carp)
Lineage: Eukaryota; Metazoa; Chordata; Actinopteri; Cypriniformes; Cyprinidae
Exons: 2
Coding region: 356-1579 (407 amino acids)
Source: RefSeq, a predicted model, not a curated record